AUGGCCAUCUGCACGCGCAAGGGCUGCCAGCAGGAGUUCGAUCCCGCCGACAACGCCGGCGAUGCGUGCACCUUCCACCCAGGCGCGCCCGUCUUCCACGAGGGCCUCAAGUCCUGGGCCUGCUGCCAGGCCGUGAACAAGCCCGUGCUCGACUUCGAUGAGUUCAUGAAGAUCCCGGGAUGCGCGACGGGCACGCACUCGACCGAGGCGCCUGCAGUCCCCGCGCCGAAGCCGGCGCCGCAGGCGGAUCUGAAGAUGACCUCGUCCUCCCCCGGCGGCGCGGAGACGUACUCCUCGCGCCCCACCCCCGCCCCCGCGACACCCACCCCGCGCGAGACCGCGGUCCCCGCCCCCCCCGCGGCGGCGCCCAAGUUCGUGGAGGAGGAGGACGACCCGACGGCGGCGGUCCCGGAGGGCACCAAGUGCCGGCACAACGGCUGCAAGCUCGUGUACGCCAGCGACGAGCUCCACCGCGCCGACGGCGGCGCCGAGGCCGAGUGCACGUACCAUCCGAAGCCGCCGAUGUUCCACGAGGGCAGCAAGGUGCGUGGCCGCUCCCCCCGCUCGCGCCCGUCGCGUCGCGUCGCGUCCCCGGAGGCGGUCCUCACGCCCCCGCCCCCACCCCGCCUGAUCCGCCGUCCGAAGGGCUACCUGUGCUGCAAACCACGCGUCCUCGAGUUCGACGAGUUCCUCAAGAUCGAGGGGUGCAAGAAGGGCCGGCACGUCUUCGUGCCUAAAGCCCGCGAAGGUGCCGGCGAAGAGGUGUUCACGCAAUGUCGAAUCGACCACUACCAGACGCCCUCGGAAGUGCACGCGUCGGUGUUCGCCAAGAAAGCGAACACGGAGACCAGCACCGUCCAGAUCGAGGAGGACGAGGUGCACAUCGACCUCUACUUGCCCGACAACAAGCGCUUCCGCAAAACCCUGCAGCUGUGGGGACCCGUCGACGUCGAGGCGUCCUCCUUCAAGUUCUUCGGCACGAAGCUGGAACUCAAGCUGCGCAAGAAGGACAACAGGAGCUGGACCCUCCUCGAGAAGACGGACAAGGACCUCGGGAACAUCACCUACACCUUCGGCGUCGGCGGGCGGACGGGCACGAUCGGCGCCAAGGAGCUCGUGCUCGACGACGUCAACAAGGCGCGAGAGUGA
Molecule: messenger RNA, 1149 nt
Organism: Epithele typhae
Lineage: Eukaryota; Fungi; Basidiomycota; Agaricomycetes; Polyporales; Epitheliaceae
Product: chord-domain-containing protein
Exons: 6
Coding region: 1-1149 (382 amino acids)
Source: RefSeq, a predicted model, not a curated record